AUGGCGCCACUCGCUGAGGUAGACCAUGACAACAUCGAGCGCAAGCUCAAGGACGUAGUCCAGGAGCUCUAUCAAAUCAUGGUCCAAGUCUCCACAUACGACGCAAUGGGCCGUUCAAGCAAAGAGGUCCUCUCGAGCGAAAUCAAAAACCUAUCCCAAGCCCUCCAGGCCCUCCACACCGCGGCCUCGCCCCCCAACCAGCUACCCUCGGUGCCCCCCGAGCUCCUGGACUACGUCGAGAACGGCCGCAACCCGGACAUCUACACCCGCGAGUUCGUCGAGGCCGUCCGCCGCGGCAACCAGCUCCUCAAGGGGAAGCUCCACGCCUUCGGCUCCUUCCGCGACGUCCUCGCGGCCGAGAUGGCCGCCGCCAUGCCCGAGCUGCGCCAGGACGUCGACAGGGUGUGUGAGGCCACGGGCGGGAAGCCCCCCGUGACGGGGGGCGAGGGCGCCGCCGAGGCUGGGGCGUCUGGCGUCGCGCCGCCCAGGGCACAGGAUGCGGCUGCGGCGACGGGCCCUGGCCCUUCUGCGCCUACGCCUACGCCUACACCGGCGCCUUCGUCGGGAGCAUGA
Messenger RNA from Clonostachys solani, 573 nucleotides. The record is from the annotation of a GenBank genome assembly. NCBI's taxonomy places the organism in Eukaryota, Fungi, Ascomycota, Sordariomycetes, Hypocreales, Bionectriaceae.